UUGGGACCAGCCCAGUUAUCUUAAGUAAGGGUAUAACGGUAAUUACAGGAAGCUUGGAGAAAAAGUUUCAGACAUCUACAAGAAAGCGGAGUUUCUCUUCUGUCUAUCGUGCCUGUAAACGCCCUAAGAUCUAGGGCCCGGUGGGGACUCAGCCCAUGUUGUCUCCUUCGCGGAGACUCGGAGUUUGCGCAGUCGGGAUUUUCGGUCUACGGGCUUUUCUCUAACAGAAAAACCCUAAGGUCUGGCGCCAAGAAAAUCUGGUUAUACAAAGAUGCAGUUUCGUGAGUAUCGAGAGCAUCAUCAAUGGCGGAUUUUCAGCCGAAUUCGAACAUUUUCAGCGUUCGGAUUGUGUCUAUAGAUUUCGACAUGGUCCCUCCUAUUCCUGAUUUGGAUAUUUGCUACAGUAGUUUUCAAGGUGGGGGAGUGAAUGAGGUUCCAGUCAUCAGAGUCUAUGGUUCAACUCCUGCUGGGCAGAAGACUUGCCUGCACGUUCAUCGAGCUUUGCCCUAUUUAUAUGUUCCAUGUUCAGAUAUUUCACUUAAUCCACACCAAGAAGGUGAUGCCUAUACACAUGCUAUAUCUCUUGCGUUGGAGAAAUCCUUGAAGCUUAAAGGCAAUGUUGGAUCAAAACGGCAACAUGUACAUGGUUGCAGCCUUGUACGUGCAAAGAGGUUUUAUGGCUACCAUGGGUCAGAGGAGCUAUUUGUAAAGAUAUAUCUUUACUAUCCACAUGAUGUUGCUCGUGCUGCCAGUCUUCUUUUGGGAGGUUCAGUUCUUGAUAAAAGUUUGCAGCCAUAUGAAUCACAUAUUCCCUUCAUCCUCCAAUUUCUGAUUGACUACAACUUGUAUGGAAUGGGUUACAUACAUCUAUCCCAUAUCAAGUUCCGCCAUCCAGUGCCAAAUGUUUUCUCCCCAAGGAAUACAGAUUACAAGAGUUUUCAGGCAGAUUCAAGGACUGGUGCAAGUUUUGACUUUCCAGUCUGGAUAUCUUCCACUAUUCCCAGUGAUUGGAUGUGGCAUCUUUCUAAUGAAUUUGAUGGUUUGAAAGGUUCACAACUUGACCAUGUCAAACGUCAGAGUGCUUGUGGACUUGAGGGUGAUGCUAAUGUUGAAGACAUUCUUAAUCAACAAUUUAAAAUGUAUAACUCCCUCUCACAAACCGGCUCGGAUGUAAAAAUGGUCCAGUCACUUAUUCCAAUUUGGGAGGAGGAGUAUGAAAGAAGUGGAAUGCAUGAGCCAACUGUACCUCCUGAAUCUGGGAAACCACUCCCUGGAGAUGUUCUGAAAACUCUAUCACUUGAUCUUGGAUUUGAAAAUAAAUUUGCAGAAUUGUGCAAUGAAGCAGAAGAGAUUUUAACUUUAUCUCAAAGUGAUGAGAAACCUGUGCAGUCAAUGGCAUCAUCUGCUGAUGAGGAAAAUUUUUCUGCACUUGCUCAUGUCAACCCUGACAACACUAAUCUGCAAGUUUUACAUUGUUCCAGAGAGAAAAAUAUACUUAGAUCUCUGUCAACACAAGGGCUGCAAUGUGAAGAUAAAAUAGAUGGAACACUCUCAGAAGGAAAGGAUACUGAAGAUAUGGAAGCUUUAGAGCUCCUAAAGUGGCUUGCUUCUUCUCAGGCUGCUGAAGAUAUAAAUUCAGAUGAUGAACUUGUUAGAGAAACAAUUCUUAGCCCCCUGUUGCCUGCAACAACCAUUGACAAGGUACUGGAGAAAGCUAAUAUGGAUUAUGAGAGUGAGUCCCAAAAGGAGUGUCAGGAUAUCCUUGAUUCCGUUGAAGACUUUGUUGAUUUUGAGGCUACGAAGGAAAGGGCUUCUAAUAGUGUUUUCCCUUGCAAUCAUCUUCAAUCUUCAGCUGAUGAAAAGAUUCCUCAAUUGGAUGGCUCUGGUGAUGAUCCUCAUAUGUCCCCUUCUGCUGGAUCAACUGAAGAUUCAUUGAAGUUAGAUACUAAAAGUGAACCUAAAGAGACACCCCAACAAACAUUGGUUGAUACUAACAAAAGCAACAUUAGUAAGGACAAAACUAGAAAUUCUUUAUGGAGUUCUCUAUCAUUUAUCAUGCCUGAAAAGAUGGAUGAUAAUUCACAUGUUACUUUCAUGGCUGGAAAUGGUUUAGGCAUAUGUUCUAAUCCUUUAGGGGAACAUAUAGAUACAGAUGUUUGUGAUGUAAAGGUUUCAAACAAAUUGACCGGGUGCUCUGUUCGGGACCUGAUGAGGCGAAAGAGAUGCAAUAAAUUUGAAUCCCCCGAACAGGAGUCUGUCAAGGUCAAAAAGAUUAUUGCAGAAAGAGAGAAAAAAACAGAUGCCUGUGUUUUUCCAGAAGAUGAUAUGCACGAGAAGAUGUCCCUCCAUUCUCUUGAUUUCAGACCAUCAUUUAGCAAUAGUGAAGCUGGAUUUUGUGAAACUGGUGCUAGGAGAUCGACUUAUUUGGAAUUUUCCAUGGAUGAUACAGUAUCCUUUCCGUUCAGGAGUGAAAGCACAUCACAUGUUGGUGCACCCUCAUCCACAGUGGAAAAGGAAGCACAAUGGACUUCUAAUCCCGAGAUCAAGCAAGAAUCUGCAGUUCCCUUUCAUCAAUGCGAACCUUAUAAUAGAAAGGACUCUGACUUUAGAUUUAAGCUUGCUGGAUCCACAAGAUGUGGUGUCUACUGCACCAAAUCAGGCUCUUUCUCUGGUGUUGAGCAACUGGAAUUUAAUACCAAGGAUAAACCCUUAAUGAAGGAGGGAAUGCAGAAACUAGAUGCAGUUGGUCCAAGCUGUUUUACACCUUUGAUCGUCCAUCAGGAAAUGCUUGAUGAAGAUAAAUGCUUACAAAAUCAUGAUCAAGAAACCAAAAAGUGCAUGGAGUCGGCAUAUAAUGUCUCUGAUAACAAACUAAAGGACAUAGAUACAUCAAUAGAUAUGAGGACUUGCAGAGAUAUGGCAGAAGAUGGUUCAUGCUUGAUUGGCUUGACCUUAAGGAAGAAAUCUCCCACUUUGGAUCAGAGUUUUUCAGAAAAUGAAUCAUAUCUGCUUGCUAACCCUUUCCAAGAUUCUCAUGUUGGUGGGAAGAAUUACAAAGAAACAUCAGGGAGAUCUUCGGAUGAAAUUCUUCCAUUCUUUGAUGAAGACUUGGAAGGAUGGAAGGAGGUCCAAAGCAAGUGCCUUGGAAAUAUCAUGUGCGAUAAUGUCCAUCAGGAAGCUGUCAUGGGUGUCCCUACUCACUUUCAAAAUGAUGGCUCUUUUUUAUACCUGUUACUUCUGUAUUUUCACCCCCUUCAGCGGAUUGUGUAUCCACGUGGCUAAUGCAACAUGCUGAAGGUUUUUCUGAACAGGUAAAUGCAGCGCCGGAGCCAUUGCCUUUGAAAGCCUCUUAUGACUGUUUGACUGCUUCACAAGGCCCGUUGUGUGAUGAUUGUAGCGAGGCUAUCAUGGAAUCUGGUUCUAUAUCUCAUGUGAGGGCUAUUAGACCACUGCUUCAGGAAAA
Messenger RNA from Carica papaya (papaya), 3463 nucleotides. Lineage: Eukaryota; Viridiplantae; Streptophyta; Magnoliopsida; Brassicales; Caricaceae. The record is from RefSeq and is a predicted model, not a curated record.